Salvelinus sp. IW2-2015 is the source of this 375-nucleotide messenger RNA. The record is from RefSeq and is a predicted model, not a curated record. Lineage: Eukaryota; Metazoa; Chordata; Actinopteri; Salmoniformes; Salmonidae.
AUGUUAAAACUCCGAGAAGACCAUCAGAGAACUGUGUGUGUAUCCUGCGUACCUGUCCUACCGACUGGCAGGGAGACGUCCCAGGGCCAACAGCUGGGUUCAGAGGAGCUAGACGGUCCCUGUGUGACGCCAACGGACGUGACGGAGAGACCUCAGGCUGCUGGGGCAAGAAAGAAGAAGAAGAAGAAGGGACAGGACCAGUGGGACGGUGUAGGUCCUCUCCCAGACUCAGCUGACCCUCCUAAAGGAGUCCAGAUGUUAUGGCACCCGUCCAUAGUGAAGCCCUACCUCACCCUGCUGUCAGAGUGCUCCAACUCUGAUACACUGGAGGGGGCGGCUGGAGCUCUGCAGAACCUGGCUGCAGGCACCUGGAAG